UCAGUCCUCUUUUCAUUACGUAUGAAAACACAUGCUUCAUAGUAUACUACAUUAAAGUCUAUAUUCACCAAUAUUUUUAAAAUGGCUGCUAAGUUGAUCGUGUUCGCUGCUCUGUUCGGGCACCUGGCACUCGCCUACCCAACAUCGGUCAUCUCGCAUAACGGAUUCGAGACAAACCACUACGACGACGGCCACUACGCCCACGCACCCACACCAUACCACUUCGAGUACGCCGUCAACGACCCGCACACCCACGACAUCAAGAGCCAUCACGAGCUAAACGACGGACACGGAAACGUCAAAGGCUCUUACAGCCUCCUGGAAGCCGACGGUUCCACCAGGGUGGUCACUUACACCGCCGACCACGAACACGGUUUCAACGCUGAGGUGAAGAAAAUCGAAGCUCCCGCUCACCACCAUUACGAAGCACCUCUCGCCACCAGCUACCAUGAGCCAAUCCAUCAUUCGUACAAACCGUACCAAUACUGAUGUGAUGGCACCGGCUGCUGCACAUCGUCAUCUCGUCGUCGCCCAGACAUCAUCAUUUCGUGUAUAAUACUUUCAUCAUAAUCUUUUGUAAUAUAUAUAUAUAUAUGUUUUUUCUUUAAUAAACCGUCGUCCAGUACUAUUUUAUAAUAUCACGGAAUAUAUCUACCACCAUCACUCCAACGCCACCAGCUUACCAAGAGCCAAUCUAUAGCACGUAACCGUCUUCACAGUUUCACACUUUCACUCAUACUGAUGAAUGAGACGCUACGGCCGAUUGUAAAUUCAACCGAAAGUACCUUUUUGUUUGGAAGUGUGUAGGAAUACAUUUCACCUGUAGGUUUUUCUUUAAUAUCAACUAUUGAACAUCUAUAAUUGUAUAAUUUUGUUUUAAAAAUGUAUUUGUACAUGAUAUUGUUUUACAGAUUAUAAUUUUUGAGAAAUUGCUUAUACGAAUAACAUUUUUUGAGUUUGACA
Acyrthosiphon pisum (pea aphid) is the source of this 963-nucleotide messenger RNA. It is a transcript of the gene cp14, whose product is annotated as cuticular protein 14. The record is from RefSeq and is marked provisional. The transcript has 2 exons. Gene Ontology annotation, cellular component: extracellular matrix. The coding region runs from base 82 to 489 and encodes 135 amino acids. Lineage: Eukaryota; Metazoa; Arthropoda; Insecta; Hemiptera; Aphididae.